AUGGCAGAAACGAAAACACCAUUGAAACGCCAGAGGGAAGAAACACUAGUAGUAGAAGAGGAGGAGAUUGAAGAAACGAAGCGCCAAAGACCAUACCAUCACAUAUUGUCUAUUCUAGAAGAUGAGGAAGAGGAGCUUCCCCAGGAUAACCUCUCUUCUCUUAUGACAACCCUCCAGCAAGAGCUCUCCUCCUCCUCAGAACCUGACUUUUCUUCCGACCCUUUACCCGAAAAUACUACUCCCUCGGAAGCCGGUUCUAUCGAACCCCCAACCACCACCGCCAGCAAUAACACCAGCUCCUCCUCACCUCCACUGUUCUACAAGGAGGAGGGAGAAGAGAAGGGGAGUACUAUUAUAAGACAUCUUCUUGAAGCAUCAGACGACGAGCUCGGAAUUCCACAGACCCAGAUCAGAUUGCAGACCAAUAAGUAUGAAGAAGAAGAGAUCAUCCAUGGUGGAGGAGUAUACUCUGGUUUUAGUAAUAAUGGUACGGAAGGGGAAACUGCCAUCUCCUUGUUUGAUUUUCAUGGUGGGUUUUGGGAUUUCGAAGACUUUGAUCAAACUGCUCACUAUUACACGCUUUCACAGUCCGAGCUCUUCAUGUAG
Molecule: messenger RNA, 606 nt
Organism: Macadamia integrifolia
Lineage: Eukaryota; Viridiplantae; Streptophyta; Magnoliopsida; Proteales; Proteaceae
Exons: 1
Coding region: 1-606 (201 amino acids)
Source: RefSeq, a predicted model, not a curated record